Oncorhynchus gorbuscha (pink salmon) is the source of this 5014-nucleotide messenger RNA. RefSeq names its product oocyte zinc finger protein XlCOF29-like. Bases 2571 to 4073 code for a protein of 500 amino acids. Gene Ontology annotation, biological process: regulation of transcription by RNA polymerase II. The transcript is spliced from 3 exons. The record is from RefSeq and is a predicted model, not a curated record. Gene Ontology annotation, molecular function: RNA polymerase II cis-regulatory region sequence-specific DNA binding; DNA-binding transcription factor activity. Lineage: Eukaryota; Metazoa; Chordata; Actinopteri; Salmoniformes; Salmonidae.
UUUCCCUCAGAUUACACAGACCCACAAAGAAUUUGAAAACCAAAUCCAAUUUUUAUAAACUAUUAUCUAUUGGGUGACAUACCAGUGUGCAAUCACAGCAAAAGUAUUUGUGACCUGUUGCCAAAAGAAAAGGGCAACCAGUGAAAAACAAACAUCAUUGUAAAUACAACCCAGAUUAGUUUAUUUUCCCUUUUGUUUUUAUUGUAACUAGUUAAGCAUCGUUACAACACUGUAUAUAGACAUAUGACAUUUGAAAUGUCUUUAUUCUUUUGGAACUUGUGUGAUUGCAACAUUUACUGUUCACUUUUUAUUGUUUAUUUCACUUUUGUUUAUCCAUUUCACUUGCUUUGGCAAUGUAAACAUGUUUCCCAUGCCAAUAAAGCCCAUUGAAUUGAAUAGUGUCCCAUCCUCCCAGCCUGGUGUAGGAUCAGAUGGGGUCAAGUAGCUAGUGGAAUGGUGAUGAGGUUUUUUAAUGGGUGUUGGAUUAGUAUGUCAAUUUUUCAACGAUGUGUAAUGAACUCUCACUCCAAAACAGUAGUUGGAAACACGGAGCUAGAUAAGAGGAAUACAUGAAUAGAGGAGACCGUGACCAACGGACGUAAUAUUUUGGGGAGAGCUUUUGCAGAGAUGGGGAUGAUGGUUGGAAGAGCGCACUUGUUUGAAAUUGAAAAGCGUUUCGGUAGAUUUUGAUGAAGAAUAACAUCAAGACGAAGCAGCUGCUUUAUAAGUGCGAUGCACUGUUGAGCGCUGAUUGUACGGAGAUUGUGACAGCCGGUUUUAUGACACCCCUUUAGAAAGCUAGAACAAGAUGUAUGUCAGGAGCAGUGCAGUAUUAUCACAAGGAGACGUUUACUUACAAUAUGGAGGAGGAAUGGAGGGGAAAAAGAGAGGCAGAGGUCUGAGAGAGGAAGGAAGAUGGUGAGCUUGAGUCGGUUAAAAAUGGCGGAAAUAAGGGAGAUGGUUUGUUCAAGAAGAAUGGAAGAAAGUGUAAGCAGAGUGAGCUGAAGAGAAUGCGGGUUGAAUAUCGGAGGUGGUAGGUGUGGUGAAGUUCUCGGAGUCUGUGGCUUGCACAGAGGGUCAGGAUAAAGAUGAGUCUGACAGUAGGAGUGAAGUUUUUGGAAAAAGUGGACCCUUGCCUUUUGGCUGAUCCAUUUGUGGGUUCAGGGUGAGUGAAAACAGAGUUGGGUACUGUGGAGUCACUGAGGGUAACCAGACGUGGUCUUGUGAUAAUUGUUUGUGUUUCUACUGGUCAGAGGGAGAAGGCGCUUGGAUUUAAAUGAAUUGGGGCAAGAAAUGUGAAUUUUUUCACUCAAGAAAAAGGUGCCAAUGAAAGGAGUGAUUACUGGGGUAGUAGUAACUGUAAAAGUUGACCAACUGAAGGGGAAGAUAAGCGGUGUUUGUGAUGCUCGUCGUUUGGUGAGACGCAUACAGGGUGGUGAGAGUGGGGAAACAGAAGAGUUAUUGUGUGUUUGAAGUUGAGUCUUUGCCCGACAAAGUGAUGUAAGGAUAUAUAAGUUAUCCUGUAUGAGCUUUUGUGCCAAAUACAUUACGUUGUUACAUGUGUCAAGCUUAUGGGCAUGUGGCAGCAGUGUGUAGGAGGGAGGUUCCUAAGUGUGAGAAGUGUGCUGAAGGGCAUGUGACAAAGGAAUGUGUAGCAUUGGGGAAAGUAGUGGUAUGUGUUAAUUGUAGGGUUGCCCAUGGGGCUGGAGAUCAGAAAUGUCCCAUGCGAGAGACUCAGGUUGAGGUUUCCAGGGUUAGAGUAGUGCAGAAGUUGUCAUAUGCUGAGGCAGUGAAGAAAAUAGAGGAAGGUAGGUCAAAGGGGAGGGAUCCUGAGAGAAGUGGCGAGAGUAGUAGAUCUGUACCAGUACAGAGGGGUAGGCCAAUAAGGGAUAUAUGUUUCAGUAAGAUUAGAUUUUUUAGCAAAGGUUAUCAACUGUACAGCAGGGAUGGAACAUAAAUCGCAGAAAAUUGAGUUUGUUGUGGCAGCUGCAGAGAGGUAUUUGGGUGUGCGAGACUUGACAUCAGAAGAGUUUUUGGGUGUGUUGAGUGGUGAUGUUCCAUCCUUUCAGAUUGUUGGCAUGAGGUAGUAAUUAGAUUUGAGUGGUGUUUAUUAUUAUUAUUAUUUGUUUUGUGAUUUUAGUGUUAAAUGGUAGGGUAUUUGUAAAAACAAUUUCAAGCAAAGUAUAAUGGAGUUGUACUCCAGUCUAGUAGGUUGCAGUAACACAACAUAUAGAGAGCCAACCGCCGUUAAACCUCGUCGAAGGGGAGGCCGUGAAUGGCCACAGACUCCAGUACAGUAGGUGGCGUUGUAUGCACCUCACGGUUGCGAUCCGCCAAUAAUUUAUAUUCUGUGCGUAAACGGAAGUGAGCGGUGACCAAGAAUAAUUUCCACGUUACCAUUUUUGUUGUUAUUUAGACGUUUAUUAACACUCUGGAACUCAAAAUAUGAUACAUUUAACUGUACAGCAUCACACGUUUACAUCGGGUAGUCUUUAAUUCACGUUGGAGACAGGACUUGGUUGACCUUUGUUGUCUAGGUAACGUUAUCUAGAUGCUAAUGUUAGCUAACAAUGGCGACCUGUAUGGUUUUUCACACUCAAAUAGCCUCCAUCAUGGAGGUGCUGGCGAAUGCAGCCGUGGCAGAUAUCUGUAAACUCGUAGACGACGACUAUGCAGUGUUUCGUUUGGAAAUCACUCAAAGCCAGAAAGAAAACAGGGCAUUGCGGAGGAAACUACAGCUGCUGGAACUGAAGGUGGCACGGGAGCGCGUCCUCGCCAGUCGUCCCAGUAGUGUCAAGAUCCUCGACAGACACAGAGGAAUGGCAAGAGGUGAAGGACAUCAAACUGGAGGCCACAGGAGCUUUGUGAAGCCAGCAGGAAGCAAUACAUGGAGAGAUGACCAACCAAUCACUGUUGAUGAGGGGAGUGGAACCUCAACCCAGCACGUUAUUGUGAUAGAGUCUGUAGAUGCAGAGGCUGCAGGGCCUGGUGUGAAGCUGGAGAGGUCUGAAGGAGAGGACCCAGGUCAAAGCAGAGACAUCCAGACUGGAGUGCUCCCUGUAGCUACAGAGGACCCCACCACCAUGCCGCCCAGAACCCGACGCAGCAUCACAGCGGUCAAUAGAACACCGACCGCUGUCCUCAAGUCCGAGACAGACACUGAGACCAUAACUGUAACACAAAGGCUUUUACAAACAGGAUCUGACCAUAGAUCAGAUCCAGAGAGACUGGGGAUGGGGCCACUGGGCUGUCCUCCUGCUCCUGGCUCAGAGUACUUACCAGUAUUUCACCAGAGCCAGAAGACUGUUAAUUCCUGUGGAAAUACUGAUGGUGAUGCGUUAGACACUGGCGGUGAUGAUCUGUCUUGUUUUUACACGACAGAGAUGGACCCUGCCAACAUAUCCUUGGGUUUAGAGACACAGACUGAUCUUUCUAGAGGGGACUGGAACCGAUACAGUAGUAGUGUAUACUCUGAAGGGUGCCUAGAUAAGAAAGGGGAGGUUAUAGCGGUAGAGGAGGUGAAAGUGGAGGGCGAUGCUCCUCUUACAUGGAAUGCAGAUGAGACUCACUUAGGAGAAGGACACUCACAAGGCAGAGAUUUCUUAGAUUACAGGGAAAGCUUAGAGACAAAUCCAAAUGUCUCGAGCAACUCCCCUUUACACACGCUCAGUGAUCGUGCCCCAGUGACCACGUCGAAGGGGCCUUCCGAUUCACACGGCAUCCUUUUCAAUCAGGUAUUGAACUCAAACAACAGGGCUACAGCCCAGGCUCACGGAAGGGGAGCAACAUCAGGCAGUAGUAAAGAGAAACGGUUCCUCUGCAUGUUCUGUAACAAAGGUUUCAGCUGCCUCCAGAAGGUGGAGAUCCACCAGAGGGUCCACACAGGUGUGAAACCCUUCAACUGUACCCAAUGUGAUAUGCGCUUUGCUGAGGCUGGCAGCCUGAAGAGGCACCAGAGGGUCCACACGGGGGAGAAACCCUACAGCUGUACCCAGUGUCACAUGCGCUUCACCCAGGCUGGCAGCCUGAAGAGGCACCUGAAGGUCCACAUGGGAGAAAGGCUGUUCGCCUGAGGUUUUCAGAGAGGAGCUACCUCAGGAUACCCUAGCAGAAAAACUAUUCCACUUCCAUAGCUUAUUACGUUUAGAUCAAACCCUGCAUUAAAGACAAAGAUUAAUUUUCAUUGUAGUGAGCAGAAAAGAUCCACAGAUGCAUUUCGAAUAACGAGAGUAAAAGAUUUCAUUGUUGAAUAUUCCUGGGAAGAAUAUUGUAUCCAGACAUUGUGUGAUGUACACUUGUGUACAAAACAUCAAGAACACAUUGCUAUUAUCGAGUUGCACCCCCCCUUUUGCCCUCAAAACAACCUCAAUUAGUCGGGGGAUGCUGGCCCAUGCUGACUCUAAUGCUUCCGACAGUUAUCAAGUUGGCUGUAUGUCCUUUAGGUGGUGGACCAUAAUUGAUACACACACGGAUAACUGUUGAGCGUGGAAAACGCAGCAGCGUUGCAGUUCUUGACACAAACCGGUGCGCCUGGCACCUACUACCAUACCUCCUUCAAUGGCACUUACAUAUUUUGUCUCUCAUUCACCCUCUGAAUGGCACACAUACACAAUCCAUUUCUCAAUUGUCUCCAGGCUUAAAAAUCCUUCUUUAACCUGUCUCCUCCCCUUCAUAUACACUGAUUGAAGUGGAUUUAACAGCUAACAUCAAUAAGACAUAGCUUUCACUUGGUCACUUUGUCAUGGAAUGAGCAGGUGUUCUUAAUGUUUUGUACACUCAGUGUAUAAAGAACAUAAGCCUAAAAAGUCUACUUAUUGUAUGUGUACUGUGUAGGCUAAAUUAUGUUCACAUAUGCCUAUUACAUUACAUCCAUUGAACUGCUUUCCCAAGACACUUUUAAUGAAUACAAUUUAAGUUCAUGCAGAUUUUUAGUUGAGACCUGUAUAUGUGGUUUUAAUAUGGUGUAUUUAACACUUAUGUUUAAUGAACAUAAAAUUAUAUUUUUCUAAGGCGA